Molecule: messenger RNA, 3852 nt
Organism: Lactuca saligna
Lineage: Eukaryota; Viridiplantae; Streptophyta; Magnoliopsida; Asterales; Asteraceae
Source: the annotation of a GenBank genome assembly
AUGAAUGUGACAGUGGAGCUCGAUCUGAAACCUGUGGUGGUUGUUCGGAAACCUAGCAACGACGAUCUUAGAUUUGAGACCCUAGGCGGCAGUGAUUUUCAUGAUCAGGCGGGCGGAGUAGUUCUCGACAAUCCACUCCACCACCGGACCUUUACUAUAUUCUCCGCCCUUACAACAAUGGCUGAAAUAGUACUUUCUGCCUUCUUCUCGGUGUUAUUUGAAAAGCUAGCCUCUGAUUCGUUGAAGAAGCUAACUCGCCUUAAAGGAAUUGAUUCCGAGAUCAAGAAACUGAAGCGAUCACUAAACCAGAUCAAAUUUCUGCUUAAUGAUGCUUCUCGUAAGGAAAUAACUGAUGAAAGUGUUAAAGAGUGGCUUAAUGGUCUCCAACAUCUGGCUUACGACAUUGACGACCUACUUGACUAUUUGGAAACCGAAGCUAUGCAUCGUGAGUUGACCAAGGAACGGGGAGCCUCCAUAAACGUGGUAAGAAAUCUCAUCCCGACUUGUUGCACAAAUUUCUCAGUAAGUACAAGUAUGCAUAGCAAGUUGGAUGAUAUUACCACCAAGUUACAAGAACUGUUCGAGGAAAAAGAAAAUCUUGGUUUAAGUGUGAGAAGUGAAAGCCCAAAACAGAUGAACAGACGAUUACAGACCUCUUUGGUUGAUGCAUCUAGUAUUGUUGGGCGUGAAGAUGAAAAGGAUGCGUUGCUCCACAAGCUACUCCGGGAUGAAGCAUGUGAUAAAAACUUUAGCAUCGUGCCCAUAGUUGGUAUGGGUGGGGUAGGUAAGACCACUCUAGCUAGACUUUUGUAUGACGAAAUGCAAGGGAAUGCUCACUUCGAACUCAAGGCGUGGGUUUGUGUUUCCGAUGAAUUUGAUAUCUUCAAUAUAAGUAAAGUUAUCUUUCAAUCCAUAGGCGGGGAAAACAAAGAAUUUAAGGACUUAAAUCUUCUUCAAGUAGCUUUAAAAGAGAAGAUCUCAAAGAAAAGAUUUCUUCUUGUUCUUGAUGACGUGUGGAGUGAAAGCUAUACCGAUUGGGAAAUUCUAGAACGCCCAUUUCUUGCAGGGGCACCUGGAAGUAAGAUUAUCAUCACCACUCGGAAAAUGUCGUUGCUAACCCAGUUGGGUUACAAUCAACCUUACAGUCUCUCGGUUUUAUCACGUGACAAUGCUGUAUCUUUAUUUUGUCAACAUGCAUUUGGUGAAAAUAACUUUGAUUCACAUCCAACACUUAAACCACAUGGGGAAGGUAUUGUCGAAAAAUGUGAUGGUUUGCCAUUGGCUUUGAUAGCACUUGGGAGGUUAUUGAGGACAAAAACAGAUGAGGAUGAAUGGAAGGAACUUUUGAAUAGUGAGAUAUGGAGCUUAGGAAAGAAAGAUGAAAUUACUCCAGCUCUUAGACUAAGCUAUCAUGAUCUUUCUUCCAAUUUGAAGCUGUUGUUUGCAUAUUGUUCCUUGUUCCCUAAGGACUACAUGUUUGACAUGGAGGAAUUGAUUCUAUUAUGGAUGGCAGAAGGGUUUUUGCGUCAAUCAACGAAAGGGAAAUCAAUGGAACGCAUGGGUGUUGAAUGUUUUGAAGACUUGUUAUCAAGGUCAUUUUUCCAACAUGCACCCAAUGACAAAUCGUUAUUUGUGAUGCAUGACCUGAUGAAUGACUUAGCCAUGUUUGUUGCUGGAGAAUUUUUUUCAAGGUUAGACAUUGAGAAGAAGAAGGAAAUUGGGAAGGAUGAUCCGGGUAAGUAUCGCCAUAUGUCAUUUGUUUGUGAGAAGUAUAUGGUUUACACAAAGUUCGAGGCAUUCAAAGGAGCUAAUAGUUUGAGAACAUUCUUAGCAUUAUCUUCUGAGCGAAACAGUUGGCAACAAUUCCACUUAUCGAAUAAAAUUCUGACAGACUUAGUUCGUGAUUUACCAUUAUUAAGGGUCUUAAGUUUCAGUGAACUUAGCAUAAGCGAGACAUUGAUUGUUUCUGGCUGUUAUGGUUUGAAAAAGUUGCCUGAGAACUUCUCAAAGCUUAAAAAAUUGCGGCAUUUUGACAUGAGGGAUACUCCACUUUUGAAGAAGAUGCCAUUAGGGAUUGGUGAGUUGAAAAGCCUACGGACUCUCUCUAAGAUCAUUAUUGAAGGAGACAACGGUUUUUCAAUAACCAAGCUUAAAGAUCUAAAGGAUCUCCAAGGUAAAAUUUCCUUUAAGGGGCUUGACAAAGUGCAAAAUCCGAUGCACGCACAGGAAGUGAACUUAUCCCACCGGAGGCUAAGUGAGUUAGAGGUGGAAUGGAGUGAUGUAUUUGAUAAUUAUCGAAAGGAAGUAGUUGAACAGGAGGUCCUGAAUGCGAUGAAGCCUCAUAACGAAAAUCUAAAACAUCUCAGCAUUGUGUCAUAUGGAGGUACAAAGUUUCCGAGUUGGGUUGGGGAUCCCUCAUUUCAUCGGUUGGCUGAAGUGACAUUAAAUGGUUGUAAGAAGUGUACAUCUCUACCGCUACUCGGCCAGCUACCAUCACUUAAGCAGUUGGUUAUUGAAGGCAUGGAUGAGGUGAAAGUUGUGGGUUUGGAGUUUCUUGGGACAACUGACCAUGCAUUCCCUUCACUUGAGUUUCUAAGUUUUAGAGAUAUGCAGGGGUGGGAGGUAUGGUCAACCUAUAAUAGUGGGGCUGUUGAUACAGCAUUUCCAUGCCUUCAAGAGCUUUGGUUAAAUGGUUGUCCUAAUUUGGUUGGAAUCUCAAUUGAAGCAUUACCAUCGCUGAGGGGUCUAAGUAUAUGUGAUUGUGGUCAUGAGGUGUUGACAAGUCUGGUUCGUGUCGCUUCAUCAGCCACCAAGUUGGAUAUAAAUGGUAUUUCAGGACUUAAUGAUCAGGUGUGGGGAGGUGUUAUAGAGUAUCUUGCGGCAGUUGAAGAAGUAAGGAUCACAGGGUGUAAUGAAAUAAGAUACUUGUGGGAAUCAGAAGCAGAGGCAAGUAAGGUUCUUGUGAAUUUAAGGACGUUGUUUGUAAAUAAUUGUUCAAAUUUGGUGAGUUUAGGAGAGAAAGAGGAGGAUAAUUGUGCGAGCAACCUAACAUCUCUUACGACCUUGACCCUAUGGAGUUGUAAAAGCUUGGAGCAUUGCAGCUGUCCAAAUAACCUUAAGUCACUUACCAUCCAAUCUUGUAAUAAAUUAACGGAAAAGGAGUUGGUAGGAGGACAAGAGAAGACUAAGGCAGUGAUCAGUUCGAACAUAUUGAUGCUUGAAUCUGUAGUUAUAAUUGAUUGGCCAAAUCUGAAAUCGGCUUUGGCCUCCAAAAUUGUGUCACCUUGCAAUAGGGGGGUUGAAGAAGCCCAUUUCAAAGUGGGGUCCACAGAUUUUUCCAACUUCACUUGUGAGCAUAAGUUUAAGAGGUGGAAAGUCGGAAGAUAUUUGAGAAACUGGAAUCAAUUUCAAUGGAACUCCAACACCUCACCUCCCUCCAGCAUCUCCAUUUCUAAUUGCCCAAAGACCAUAAAUCUACCAGAAAUGUUGUUGCCUUCACUUUUGAGUUUGAUGAUAUUUAAAUGCCCAAAUCUUGAAGAAAGGAGUUACAAACUUAAUCUGAAGGUAAAGUGUGAGCAGAAACCGAUACAUUCCUGAUUUCUGCAUAUGCUUCUCUACAACUUUCAAGGGGUAAUACAAAUGUUUUGUUCAUUGCCAACAAGUUGUAUACGAAACAUUAGAAGCUCAUCUAUAUAUGUAUCAAUAAUGGGAAAAUAAAUAAGUACAAGGGGUUUAUUACUUGUAUUUUAUUUAACAAAAUAGAAAGGAGAAAUCAUUUUUAAUUAUUACCAUUUAUUUGCAAGAGUUUUUUGAACAAACAGAGUGCGUUGUAUUUUCAUUUUAACAGGGAAG